Molecule: messenger RNA, 1149 nt
Organism: Aspergillus wentii DTO 134E9
Lineage: Eukaryota; Fungi; Ascomycota; Eurotiomycetes; Eurotiales; Aspergillaceae
Exons: 1
Coding region: 1-1149 (382 amino acids)
Source: RefSeq, a predicted model, not a curated record
AUGCCCCGAUGGGGAAGACCACCGGGGGCACGACUGGGGAGACCAAUCUGGAGACAGGCAGGACAGUGGGAACAGGAUGAGUUACAAGUUGAUGCUAUGAGCAGUGGGGAGGGUGAUAGGUAUAUGUUACGGGAGAGUCGUUCGCUUUAUCCCCAGCAACUGGUGCCUGGCAUGGACGUUGAUGGAAGAAGCGGAUGGUGGAGGAAAAACUUGGGUUACGAUGAGUAUGCCUAUGAGACAGGACCCGUCGACGGGGUGGACUAUGACCUGUCUGAUGGCACCGACAGCAGGGUGGCUUAUGCGGUGCAGCUCGCCAUGAAGGAUGAGGAGGAGUGGUUGGUGGACAAGGCACUGGAACGGAUCCGGCACGCACAGGAUCUGGGUCAAAAGAACGUGCGAUUGUCAAAGCGAGAGGUGGAGGCCUUGGAGCGCAAGCGGGCGCAGAAGAGCAACUCGGAUGAUCCCUGGAGAAAGAAGGGCAUCGCAAAGGCGCCUUCUGUGGAUGAUAGGCGGACCAGACAAACAGAUAACGGGAUCGCGGGGAAGACCAGAUCACAGCGGAGCGGGUCUGGGGCGUCGCCAGACAGGCCUUCUUCUUUUCUCGCAGACAGUGCCUGGAUACAAUCGUCUCAGCGGCCGCGGACGCCUACGACCCCGGGCCCUCGUCCCAAACACUCUAGUCCGUCGCUACGCCCUCCGCUGCCGCCGCAGUAUGCCCCCGAACGCUUUUAUUCCGCCCCCGCUAUCAGCCCCCAAUCAUCUCCGAGAAAACAACCGUUCAUGCGUUCCUAUGCGGAAUCUCAAUGGAUGUCCCCGUAUCCGAAUCUGUCGCCUGUGGCACCCUAUCCAAUGGACCAACCUCCAUACCCGACCCAUAUGGUUGGGCCCCAGAGUCAUACGUUGUCUUACAAGCCCAGCCAUCAAUCGCUCCAUGACGAGCGCCUCUACAGCAACGCGCCAGAUGCCAAUUCUCCCCGUCGCGCUCUUCUGGGAUCCGCUCUGCACGAUUCCAACGGGGACAAAAAAGAUGGUUCGAAAGAUAGUGGUGAUGAAGUACCGAUCGUGGACGUGGUGCAACGGAAAGUGCCUAUUGGUUCUCCGACCCGGAGCAAUGUGGGAAGAGGUCUUCAACGGGUCAAUCGUCGUUAA